AUGCACUAUGAUUUUCAUGGUUUAGAAAUAAAACCUGAAAUUCAGUGUACUACAUUUCAUAAGUCUGUUGACUUCAAAUUUAAGAAUCUGAGAAAACCAUCUUUAACUAACCAGCAAAGAAAUUACAUUUGGGGAGUGGCAUUACCUCUAUCUUUGUGUAAUGAUCCUUGUGAGACAGGACACAGCAAGUCCAAGAAAGAAGUGGAAUCAUUUUGCUGCUAUGAUUGCCAUCUGUGUCCAGAGGGCAAAAUAUCAAAGGAGAAGGACAAGGAUGACUGCUCUCCAUGUCCAGAAGAUCAAUAUCCAAAUCUUGGGAAAAAUAUCUGCAUUCCAAAGCUGAUCACUUUUUUGUCCUAUGAAGAACCCUUAGGCAUCAGUCUGACUGUUUUUUCUCUUUGUUUUUCUUUAAUGACAACUUUGGUAAUAAUAAUCUUCAUGAAACAUAAAAACACUGCCAUCGUCAAAGCCAACAACCAGAAUCUCACUUAUAUACUCCUAGUUUCCCUCCUCCUCUCUUUUCUUUGUGUGUUUCUAUUUAUUGGGAGACCUGAUAAGAUUGUGUGUCUCCUUCGACAACCAGCUUUUGGCCUCAUCUUUUCUGUGGCGGUUUCUUGUGUUUUGGCCAAAACUUUUGUUGUGGUUCUAGCAUUCAUGGCCACCAAACCUGGUUCCAAAUUGAGGAAAUGGGUUGGGGGAAGAAUGGUCAGUUUCAUUCUUCUAUCUUGCUCCCUUGUUCAAAUAUGUUUUUGUGCUGCAUGGCUGAUAACAUCCCCACCAUAUCCAGAUUUUGAUAUGAAGUCAAUGUCUGAAGAAGUCAUUCUGGAGUGCAAUGAAGACUCAGUCAUGUUCUACUGUGUUUUGGGCUUUAUGGGUUUUCUUGCUCUGCUUAGCUUCUCUGCUGCUUUUCUAGCUAGGAAGUUACCUGACAGUUUCAAUGAAGCCAAAUUCAUCACCUUCAGCAUGUUGGUUUUCUGCAGUGUUUGGUUGUGUUUUAUUCCAACCUAUCUAAGCACAAGGGGAAAAUAUACAUUGGCUGUGGAGAUCUUCUCCAUGGUCUCCUCCAGUGCUGGCUUAUUGGUGUGUAUCUUUCUUCCCAAGUGUUUUAUCAUUUUGAUGAGACCUGAACUGAACAGUUUCCAAAUAGUAGGCAGACGUGAAGUGUCAUCAUGUUUAUUCAUGCAAUAUGGUCUUUUCUCUAUUUCAAUGGCCUCUCUGAUUAUUCUGCCAUUGAGAUGUUCUAUUUUUGCAACUGUUUUUGUGUUAUUAAAAUUAAUAUUAUGUCCUGUUGUAUUUAUGUGUUGAACUAAUGAUGAUGUGUGCUCUUGCUUUUGUAUUGAGUUUUUGUGUUCCUCGAUGCACACACUCAUUCUUCUGUUGGUCUGUCCAAUGUAUGUUGAUGGGCAGGAAGCACACGGGAUUUCGUAUAUGCCUUGAUCUUCUAAUUCUGUUUUGUCCUUAGGGUUUCUCAGAAUGGACAAUAUCUUUCUAUCUGUGCAAAAUAUGAUUUUGAUGUUGUGUCUAUGCAGUACUUUGCUAAUUUUAUCUGUUGUUCCCCUUAUAUAGGGCAAGAUGGCUUUCCCAUUGUUUUGUUCCUCUUGUUGUUUUUUCUUCUGUCUAGGUGUUGCAUGUUGGAUCAUACUGAUGAUUUUAUUUCUACAGAUAUUGGAGAUAUUAUCCACUUAUACAUUGAAGCCAGAAAGCAGUUAGACUGGCAUUCUAUGAUUGCUACCCCUGAUAUUUGGAUAGUAUGAAACUCUUUUUCCUUUUGGAAGUGAGUUAUAAAUGGGGACCAUAAAAAUGUGCAGAUAAAUAAAUAAUAGGACAAAUUGACAUAUUUCAGUAUGUCAUUGGCAAUUCUGACUAAAUAUGUAGAUUAAAUAUGAAUUAUAUAUUUAUCUUUACUGGUCAUCCUAAUUUAUCUGCAGACUAGAAUGUGUAACAAGAAGUUGGGGUUAAAAUACAAAUGAGCGUUUCUUUUAAAUAAAGAAAUGUUA
Messenger RNA from Pantherophis guttatus, 1994 nucleotides. Its product is annotated as vomeronasal type-2 receptor 26-like. Gene Ontology annotation, molecular function: G protein-coupled receptor activity. NCBI's taxonomy places the organism in Eukaryota, Metazoa, Chordata, Lepidosauria, Squamata, Colubridae. The record is from RefSeq and is a predicted model, not a curated record. Gene Ontology annotation, cellular component: plasma membrane. Gene Ontology annotation, biological process: G protein-coupled receptor signaling pathway.